AUGAUUGUCGCGUGCCCGCACGCAUCGCCGGCGGCUCGCGCACUCGCCUCGCCGCGACACCGCGCGUCGUCCGAUAAGGUUCGAAAACCGGCAUGGACGAAGGUGAUCGCCAGAGCCUCGCCCGACGACGCGCCUCCCGCUGGCGGAUCCGGAUCAUCCGCGCAGGACGCCAUCGCCGCGCGCCUCGCCAAGGCCAAGGAAUACCAGGCAAAGGCCAAGGAGGCGUCCAAGAACCAGGGCACCAGGGCUGAGCUCGAGGAGACUCUGCGCCAGGCUCAGGAGAGGCUCGAGGAGGCGAAGAAGGCCCCGACGCCUCCGCCCGGGCAGAAGCAGCAGGUUCGCGUCAAGAUCGUGACGAAGGACAACAACUACAACCCGUUCGACGACGACGAGCGCAUCGUCGGUUACGAGGAGGGCCAGACGGUCUACAAGCCAGACACCGGCGGAUGGGGCGGCGAUAACGAGUUCGCGCCAUCCGAGGAGCAGAAGAGCAUGCUCACGUCCGGCCGCAGACGCGAGCGCGGUCUCGGCGUGGACAACGACAGCGGCGUGGGCUCGCUCGAGGAGCAGGGCGCGCAGCUCUCCAACGACGUCAUCGGGCAGGUGGUGGGCAGGGACACCAAGAACGCGGACGGCACCAAGAAGGCGUAUCAGCCCAAGGUGAGCACCUGGGGGGUGUUCGAGCGCCCCGACAACAUCAGCAAGGAGUUCGGCGGCGGGCGUAAGAUCUCGAUGGGCGGCGAGGAGGAGACCGAGGAGCAGAUCGCCGAGCGGCGUAAGCGCGUGCAGGACAAGCUCAACAAGUAUCGAAAGGAGCAGGGCAUCGACGUCGACGAGGGGACCAAGAGCAGGUGGUACGUGGCUCUGAAGGACGCGAAGGCUUCGUUGAGCAAGGGUAACUUCCAGGAGGGAAUCGAGCUCCUCCAGGACAUCGUCCUGGUGGAGAAGCGAAGAAGAUGA
Messenger RNA from Micromonas commoda, 960 nucleotides. RefSeq lists its product with no specific name. Bases 1 to 960 code for a protein of 319 amino acids. NCBI's taxonomy places the organism in Eukaryota, Viridiplantae, Chlorophyta, Mamiellophyceae, Mamiellales, Mamiellaceae. The transcript has 2 exons. The record is from RefSeq and is a predicted model, not a curated record.